This is a messenger RNA of Rhizoctonia solani, 2151 nucleotides long. RefSeq names its product Vegetative incompatibility protein HET-E-1. The record is from RefSeq and is a predicted model, not a curated record. Bases 1 to 2151 code for a protein of 716 amino acids. Gene Ontology annotation, molecular function: protein binding. NCBI's taxonomy places the organism in Eukaryota, Fungi, Basidiomycota, Agaricomycetes, Cantharellales, Ceratobasidiaceae. The transcript has a single exon.
AUGCGACACUACUUCCCAAACACCAUCUCACUAGCUCAACCACCAAACUCACCAUGGCAUCCGUGCGUAAAGACAAACUUCUAUGAUCAAGCAGUCCAAUCGCUUUCCAUCUUGCCUAACGGAAAGAUGGUUAUUACCGGGCGCCUCGAUGGUUCAGUACGCCUACAGAAUGCACAAACGGGGUCUCAUAUCAGCGGUCUGCUCAUUGGCCAUACAAACCCUGUGACAUGCAUCACGUUUUCUGGCAACGGCAAGCUUGCUGCGUCCAGCUCUUAUGACACCACAAUAAGGUUAUGGGACGUAUCAUUGAAAGCCGAGAUUGCCAGCCAUGUUCUUGCUGGUCACUCUGGCCCCGUCAACUCGGUCACCUUCCAUCCCGGUGCCGCUCUACUUGCAUCUGGCUUGUCUGACAGAACCAUUCAAUUUUGGAAUACCAAGUCCAUGUCUCCAAUAGGCCUGCCAUAUACCAAGCAUUCGGGCAGCGUGACCUCUGUCAUGUUCUCUCUUGAUGGCGCAAAGCUAGUAUCAGGCUCGUCGGACAGGACAAUACGAGUCUGGUCCGUGGACAUUGUCGAUCAAAAGCUGUGUGUAAACCCGCUAGUAAUCACCGGACACUCGGACUCGAUCACGUGCGUUGCGGUAUCUCCCGACGGGACAAAGGUCCUGUCGGGCUCGAUCGACAAGACUGUGCGAAUGUGGGAUGCCGGAACAGGCAAGGAAACAAGUUGUAAACCGCAGACUAACCAUCACAUGAGUAUAACCUGUGUCCGUUUCUCGCCAUGCGGCAAACUUGUUGCGUCUAGCUCCUUGGACGGUGGGAUCCAGCUAUAUAGCACCAAGACAAUGAGCCCAGCGGCUUCCAUGUUUCACCAUACAAACUCUGUCAACUCUAUCGAAUUCUUACCGAAUGGACUAUAUGUGAUGUCUGGGUCGAGCGAUAUGACAACGCGGAUGUGGGAGAUCGAUAGACUGCCAAGAAACUCAAGCUGUCAUAGAGACAUGGCCGUGGGUUCGCUAGUUGGUCACACCUCACCCAUUUAUUGUAUUGCUAUCUCCAGCGAUGGCACUCGCAUCAUAUCUGGUGAUAGCUCGUCCGGAAGCAACAUACGAAUGUGGGACGCCCAGACUGGUGACUUGGUUGGCAGUCCACUCACGGGACAUUCUACUAGUGUGUAUGGAGUUGCAAUCUCGCCUGACAACACCCAUAUCCUAUCUGGAUCCUUCGACCGUACACUCAAGCUAUGGAACACUGCGACACAGACAGCUACCCAUUCCUAUCAGCACACCUCUCCAAUAUGGUGUGUAGCAUUCUCUCCCGAUGGCACUCUCAUUGCAUUUGGCUGCAAUGGUGGAGAUGUAUAUGUAUUUGAAGCGGCCGGGUGGAAGGUCCCUGGUACCGCGCUGCGGCAUCCCAGUAUCUAUGCGUUCUCGGUUGCGUUCUCGCCUGACGGAGCUACUCUUGCAUCCGCGUACAACGAUGGUACCAUAGCUCUGUGGAACGUUGCAACACGUAGUCGUUCCAACAUCCGGCUAUCUGGCCAUACAGACUGGGUACGGUCAGUUGCAUUCUCACCAUGUGGCACUCAGCUGGCUUCUGGCUCUAAUGAUCAGACGGUGCGACUGUGGAAUGUCAAAACAGGCGACAUGAUACAAGAGCUCAAGGGGCAUACUCAGUGGGUAAUGAGUGUUGCCUUCUCCUACAAUGGACUUUACAUAGCAUCAGGCUCUCAUGACAACACCGUACGGGUAUGGAAUGCGAAGAGUGGGGAGCUGAUUGGCCAGCCAUUCGCCGAGCAUUCAAAUCGGGUGAACGCUGUGGCCUUCUCGCCCAACGACAACUACCUAAUCUCUGGUUCAGACGACAAGACAAUUACCGUGCGAAGAAUAAGCGCACCUCCGGGAACCUUCUGUUGGCCCUUGAAUCCAUACAACCUGUCGCCUCAUUCUCACUACCCCGGAUGGACUAGCAACUACGAAUACCUUUCCUUUUGGCUUCCCCCUCAUUACCAACAGCCUGGUCAGUUUCUGAGCUCUAGCGCAGAAAAUCCGUGCCCUCAGACAUUGUUGGACUACUCAAAGUUUGUGCAAGGAGAUGCAUGGAUAGAUGUUGCUUCUGAAUCAAUAAGGCGAUCCAUGCAUAGUUUGUCAUGA